This is a messenger RNA of Penicillium malachiteum, 1875 nucleotides long. RefSeq names its product phosphate:H+ symporter (gene phoD). The record is from RefSeq and is a predicted model, not a curated record. Gene Ontology annotation, cellular component: membrane. Gene Ontology annotation, biological process: transmembrane transport; phosphate ion transport. The transcript is spliced from 3 exons. Gene Ontology annotation, molecular function: phosphate transmembrane transporter activity. Lineage: Eukaryota; Fungi; Ascomycota; Eurotiomycetes; Eurotiales; Aspergillaceae. Bases 1 to 1875 code for a protein of 624 amino acids.
AUGAGCUUCGCUAUGCGUCCUUUGGGUCGUGAUACGCCUGAUGGUGCCUUGGUGGGCAUGAAUGAGCUUCCUCCGCCUGCCACGCUUGCCACGCCUGAUGAGCCGGCUGAUCCUGCUGAGUCUGCCGAGCCUACUGAGCCUGUUGAGUCUGGUCAGUCUGCUGGACCUGAGGUGGAGCACGAGGAGUAUCAAAUUACUCGUUUCCAUCCUUCAAUCGAACGCUCUGAUCGUGACGCCUUCCGCCGUCGUGCUCUCGAUGAAAUUGAAGAUGCUCCAUUCGGCUGGCGCCAUGUCCGUGCUAUCAUGGUUGCAGGUGUCGGCUUCUUUACUGACGCUUACGACAUCUUCGCCAUCAAUCUUUGUGUCAGCAUGCUUGGCGUUGUUUACUGGCAGUCAGCCCAUGAUCACCCCGGCAAAAUUCCCUCCAGCUCCGACACUGCUCUCAAGGUUGCCACUUCUGGCGGUACUGUCAUCGGUCAGCUUGUAUUCGGAAUGCUUGCUGAUAUCUUCGGACGCAAGCGCAUGUACGGCAUCGAACUUAUGAUCAUUAUCUUCGCUACCAUGGCUCAAGCUCUGUGUGGAAACUCCCGCGCUGUCUCUAUCACCGGUAUUCUCAUCUUCUGGCGUGUCAUCAUGGGCAUUGGAAUUGGCGGCGACUAUCCCCUUUCUUCUAUCAUUACCUCCGAGUUCGCAAACACCAAAUGGCGCGGUGCAAUGAUGGGUGCUGUCUUUGCCAUGCAGGGCUUUGGUCAAUUCGCUGCAGCAAUCGUCGCAUUGAUCGUGACUUCUGGUUUCAAGGAAUCCCUCGAAUCCGCUAAAGAUGUCGGUCACUGUACUGGUGACUGUCAACUCGCUGUGGACAAGAUGUGGCGUACUGUUAUCGGCAUAGGCGCUAUACCAGCCUGCAUUGCUCUGUAUUUCCGUCUGACUAUUCCCGAGACCCCUCAUUACACUUUUGAUGUGGGCCGAGACCCCAUCAAGGCACAUGCGGACAUUCAAGCCUACGUUAUGGGCCAACGUGAAGGCCGCCCCAACCUACUUGAACGCGCUCUCCAUGUCGGCACUCUACUCCCCAUGCCCGACUUCCUGCAGCCUCGCGCAAGUUGGAAAGAUUUCCGCAAGUGUUUCUGGAACUGGAAGAAUGGCAAGACUCUUCUUGGCACGGCGAGCUCCUGGUUUUUCCUUGAUGUUGCCUUCUACGGUCUUGGUCUGAACAACUCGGUAAUCCUCAGCGCGAUUGGCUGGACCGGCGGCGAGAAUGUCUAUGAGAUAUUCUAUCGCAACGCCGUCGGAAACCUGAUUCUCAUCUGUGCCGGUGCGAUCCCUGGAUACUGGAUGACUGUGGCCACCGUCGAUACGAUCGGGCGAAAGCCCAUUCAGAUUGUCGGCUUCGUCUUGCUUACCAUACUGUUCGGCGUCAUCGGGUUCGAUUACCACCCGUUGAAGGAGUCACACAAUGGGCUGUUGGGUCUUUACGUGGUCGCUCAGUUCUUUUUCAACUUCGGCCCAAAUGCGACCACCUUUAUUGUCCCCGGCGAGUGCUUCCCGACUCGCUACCGCUCUACCGCUCAUGGUAUCAGCGCCGCCGCGGGCAAGAUUGGUGCGAUCAUCGCACAGUGCGUGUUCGGGCCCCUGGUCAACAAGGGAGCGCCAAAGGGUUCAACCGACAGUCCGUGGUUGAACAAUGUCAUGAAGAUCUUCUGCCUCUUCAUGUUUUGUGGAAUCCUCACCUCGUUCCUGAUUCCGGAGACAAAGAGAUUGUCUCUGGAUGAAAUUUCGGGGGAGUUCACCGAGGAGCGUACGGCUCCGGAUGAAGAGAUCGCCCAAGAGACCCAAGCCAACAAGGAGCCUGAGGCUGACACCCAAGGCCGCUAA